ACUAAUUGGAGUUUUAGUUGUUGUUGGGUUGCUGUGUCCUCAUUUAGAAUAACUCUUUCUGCUUGAUAGUUUGUCAUCUUUUUUAAUGUUUACUAAAGCAGAAACAAGAUAUAUUACAGCUAUAAGCAAGUCAAACAGCUUUUCCGGACAGCACUACCUUUGCCAAUAAAUUAUUACUAGAGAGGGGUUUGGUGGAGCACUAGGCUGCUGUGCAACACAGACAUUCAUGAGUUUUCAUUUGUGUGUUUAAAGACUACGAAUUGGUGAUAAGUCCCCAUGCAUUAUAUACGGCUACGUGCCUUGAAAAACAAGUUUAGUAUCUCUAGCUUCUAGCCGAGUGAACUGCGGACAGAUCUUACUAAUUCAAUUUGGUAAUUUUCAUCCAAUAGUCGGGGAAAAUUUUCAGAUUUUCGUGAUAGAUUUUAUUGUUUUAUCUUUUUAAAAAAAUUUGAUCACUGUUUCAGACUUUCCGGUUUAAUCAAUCCAUAGUGAAGUUAAACAAUUGUGCCUGGCAGAGACUUAGUGAAAGUGAUUUUGUGAUUUGAAUUAUCUUUGAUGAUUAAAUUUGAACUGAUUACAAUAUUUGGAUGAGUGGAGGAAUGACAAGAAGGUGCAGCAAAGACUGUUUAGGGCUUCGUUUACGAGUCAACGGCCUACAUCAAACCUGGAAGUGGCUUCAUCAAACCAUUGCUUUACACGAGUAUUUAAUCUCAAUGAGCGCAGCUAAUUCCGAUAGCUUCUCGCAAACCCCACAAAGAUCUUGUUGUCAUUGAAAAAAGCAUUAUACUGACAUUGUGUUAAAACCAAUUCUCUUCUAAUAGACUUUAUAAAACUAUCUAUAUCUAAAUAUUAUUAAUAUUUUGUGAACUACUAUAUCGUACUAGUCAAAUGCUUAAGAAUCAAUUAAAACACUCCUAAAACUAUAGAAAAACGGAUUCUAUAUAUUAAAGUAGGACUUAUCACUGCCAAAAACUGAUUUUUGAAUAAUAUUUUGGAAUUGUGUAAAAAGAACGAAACGAAACAAAGUGAAAUAAGUUUAGUAACAAUCUGAAAGACACUAAAAACAUUUUUCCUGCUACUAUUCUUUAUAUAAAAUAAUAAAAUUUCUUCUAAAAAUAAACCGUAUCGGUUCGAACACUCAUCCGAACGUACAAAAACUUCUGAUUCCCAACGACUGCGACUCCUUGAUUUCGCGUAAAUACACGCUUGGCAACAGAAAAA
Hermetia illucens (black soldier fly) is the source of this 1221-nucleotide messenger RNA. RefSeq lists its product as uncharacterized. The transcript has 2 exons. The record is from RefSeq and is a predicted model, not a curated record. The coding region runs from base 588 to 773 and encodes 61 amino acids. Lineage: Eukaryota; Metazoa; Arthropoda; Insecta; Diptera; Stratiomyidae.